AUGGACGCCGUUGACUCCAUGGUGGACCCCCUCCGCGAGUUCGCCAAGGACAGCGUCCGCCUCGUCAAGCGCUGCCACAAGCCCGACCGCAAGGAGUUCACCAAAGUGGCGGCACGGACGGUGAUCGGGUUCAUCGUCAUGGGGUUCGUCGGCUUCUUCGUCAAGCUCAUCUUCAUCCCCAUCAACAACAUCAUCGUUGGCUCCGGCUAG
Messenger RNA from Triticum aestivum (bread wheat), 210 nucleotides. RefSeq names its product protein transport protein Sec61 subunit gamma-like. The record is from RefSeq and is a predicted model, not a curated record. Gene Ontology annotation, biological process: protein targeting; intracellular protein transport. The transcript is spliced from 2 exons. NCBI's taxonomy places the organism in Eukaryota, Viridiplantae, Streptophyta, Magnoliopsida, Poales, Poaceae. Gene Ontology annotation, cellular component: membrane. The coding region runs from base 1 to 210 and encodes 69 amino acids. Gene Ontology annotation, molecular function: transmembrane protein transporter activity.